Molecule: messenger RNA, 771 nt
Organism: Torulaspora globosa
Lineage: Eukaryota; Fungi; Ascomycota; Saccharomycetes; Saccharomycetales; Saccharomycetaceae
Gene: LRS4
Product: Lrs4p
Exons: 1
Coding region: 1-771 (256 amino acids)
Source: RefSeq, a predicted model, not a curated record
AUGAGUACCCUAGUUCAAUUGCUUGCUACGUACUACAAGGCAGUGCUUGAGAGCGAGAGGAUCUAUUACGAGAAUGUGAACAUAUACGCUUCUCCCUCGACAGGCACAAAUUCAUCAGGUUCCGAUUCAUCUUCGAGGGUCGUAGAAGAAAUGUUUCUGCUUCAACGCCAGGUUAGCCAAUUGACAGCUGAGAUCCAGUCGUUGCGCAGGGAGAACGAUGACUUGAAGAGUCUUCAAGCGACUCACAAGGCGUUGAUGGAAUCUAAGCUCAAUAACUCCAAAAAGAUUAUCGAGAAAUUAAAGAGGGAGCAGCGCAACGACCAGGCUGCAGCAUCUAACGAAUCAGCUACUACACCUCCGCCAGCAAAGCUCAGGAAGAAACAAGCGCCUUUUCAUCUUUUGUCGCCUAUGAAUUCAAGAAAACUUGAUGGGCGGACACAGAACAAUGCCAAUGAAGCAACAUCCCAGCCUACUCGGUUGCGUUACGUUCUGAAGGGCGGCCAUCAGACUCUCUUCGACGGAGAUCAAACCAUGGAAAAUCUAAGUGCUGAUCGCAGUGAGGAAGCGAUAUUCGUUAAUUCGCUAAAGCAUAAGGAUGAGUUGGCUAACAUAGUCUUACCAUCUGAUGCUCUAUCGGACAAUGACGGGACACAGGCGCCUGGCAAGCUGAAGAAAUCGCAGCCAGCACUUGGUGGUGUGGAUGUUUCAAAGAGAAAACGAAAACUCAUCCGUAAACGCAUUCAAACAGCGAAUUCUGAUAAUGAUGACUGA